AACGCUGACGAGCGGAAGUGGUUUAAGCUUUUCUCUCAAAUUUAAAAGAGAAUUUAAAGGUCUCGCAAUCGGUGAAUACAGUAGUGUGAAUAUGUCACUGAUUAGCUAGAUACUAAGUUUGAAGAAGAGUUGGCUGUUUUUUUAUUAUAUUUCGUAAGUAUUGGUGUACAUAUUAAAAAUGCUUCCAAAAGUUAUCGAAUUUCGAUUAUCUAAAAACAACAGGUUUUAUAACAAAUUGAGAGAAGAAACGCUAAAAGCAAACAAAGAUUUAUCUUUCAAUUUUGUCGGUGAUUAUCGAAGCAAAACAUAUACCAAGCCUGAAUCUAAAAACAUCAUCAUAGAUCAAAGCAAUAGCGAUUUCCGCUCAAUAUACGAAGUUGAAAAAUACGUGAACGCAAAAAACCUCAACGGUGGUGUAACAAACAAUUCUCCUCAUCAUACAUCUUCCGAUAAUGAUAAAAAACAAGGCGAAGAUUCAACAAAGAGUGUUGAGAGUGAAAGAGGGGAAAUGGAAGUUGCUUCAGAAAUAUUACCAGAGCUGGUGGCAAAAGUAAAUCCAGAAGACAGCAUAUCUAUGAAUCUUGAUUUUAGAGGCCAUGAUUCAAUUUAUAGUAGAGAAAAUUCUCAUACAAGAGGCAGCACUCCAAGAUCACAAGAAAUGACCCCAAGAAGUGACAUAAUAAUAUCGGAGAGAUCAAUCUUCACUUCCAGGUCAACAGAAAAAGAUAAUGACACUCCCAGGUCGAACGUUAGCAGCAACUCCACUUCACACCAAGGAAAUGAAUAUGUCUCCGAACAUAAAAAAAUAUGGGACAGCAAACAGAACAUCUUCCCUCAAAUGAGCAUAGAAGAGAUAUCACUAACUAAAGAAAAUGUGCAACGGUUAAGUAGUAGAAAGACAGUAGAAAAAAUAAAAGACAAUGUCUGGAUAACAAAGAAUAACACAUUAAGAAGUAAAGAUAGCACAUGGGUUAUCGAGGAAGCGUCACCGAGGGGUAGAGAAGACACAUCUUGGAUAGAAAGACAAAGUCAUCAAAAAGAGAACAACAAGCAGUGUACUUCAAGAGGUAAGGAAGAUACCUCCUGGAUAAGCAAGUCAAACGCUGGUGUAUCAAAAGAAAACUUUCUGCCAACAGAAAGUAAGAUCAGUCAUGCAGUAAAAAAUGUAAGCCCUCGAAAUGAUCGAGACCAAGUACUGUUUUCUUGGAGAAGUAACGAAGAUACAACUUCACAUGUAACACCACGAAGUGUGCGUACAACACCUCGAAGUGUUCGUAGCGAAGAUUUGAGAGAAGACUGGAAAGUUAGAGAGCAAAACUACAAACACGAACAACCAAAACAUGCAAACAAAUCAGCAUUUGGUUUUUCUUUGCCUUUGGAUUAUAGUUUUUCAAGCAGCAAUGCUUCUGAAAGAGUACGGUUGGCAAUUGAACAGGCAAACCAAGUCAACGAACAACAACAGCUAAUUGAAGAAAAUACAUCUGUAAUUCCACUCAAGAUUUGUUGUGCUUGUGAAAAAAAAGUUAAACCGCACGAGCAAUAUUUGCAGGGUAACAAGGUCUGGCAUCGUUAUUGCAUGAAAUGUGUCGUUUGUGCAAAAGAUUUGCAAAAUUUGGAGAAGAAGGAGGACAGUGAGGGAGAGCUACACUGUUUUGGUUGUUUUCUUUCCAAUUAUGGCAAGGAGAGUGUAUCGUGGAGGUAAGGAGGAGUGUGCAACGGAGAACAAAAUGAUGCAUCUGAUGCCACCGAGAGAAGUUAAAUAUUUAGACCGACACGUUAUGGAUUGCUAUUUCAAUCACCAUUUCAAUUCUGCACCACAGAAACCUUUUGCACAUUUUAGGUAAUUUCCAUGUAGGUACUUAAAAGUCACUGAUCACUUCCAGAAUCAAAUUUUGCUACUUUAGGCCUGCACUGUAUUUAUUUAUAAACGAAUGUUAGCUCCGCUGCUGCGAAACCAUCCAGGGUGUGUAUUCUAGAAUUUUU
Messenger RNA from Hydractinia symbiolongicarpus, 1983 nucleotides. RefSeq lists its product as uncharacterized. Lineage: Eukaryota; Metazoa; Cnidaria; Hydrozoa; Anthoathecata; Hydractiniidae. The record is from RefSeq and is a predicted model, not a curated record. Bases 179 to 1702 code for a protein of 507 amino acids. The transcript is spliced from 5 exons.